Messenger RNA from Metschnikowia bicuspidata var. bicuspidata NRRL YB-4993, 1842 nucleotides. RefSeq names its product Rim13p (gene RIM13). The transcript has a single exon. Gene Ontology annotation, molecular function: calcium-dependent cysteine-type endopeptidase activity. Gene Ontology annotation, biological process: proteolysis. The annotation marks the transcript as partial. NCBI's taxonomy places the organism in Eukaryota, Fungi, Ascomycota, Pichiomycetes, Serinales, Metschnikowiaceae. The record is from RefSeq and is a predicted model, not a curated record.
CUGAAUCCCCUCAGUGACCUUCACCAGGAUAUCCUUUCAGACUGCUCGUUCGUGCUGUCUCUUUUAUCAAUAUCGGAAUUAGGGCUCGCAAGAAAGCUCAUCGAAAACGUGACAAUUUUUGAGAACGGAACCGCUAAGGUACGUCUACUAAUAGAUGGAUGUUGGCGUGAAACUGGCAUCACGACAAAAUUGCCACAUUUCAAGCAAGACGAAGAUAGAUAUUUGUUCGUGCAUUCUACAAGAAGCGACUCUUUGCUUUGGCCUGCCCUUCUUGAAAAGGCAUAUGUCACUUCAUUUGAGGGGCAUUAUUCUUUUGACGGCUCAAACAUGGCAAACGAUACUUAUGUGUUGACCGGGUGGCUACCAGAAAUUCUCUUGAUGGACCAAGAAAUUCAGCUGAGACUCUCUGAGUUUAUGAAAUCAAAAAUGGCAGGAAGCCUCAUGAUCGGCUUAGGUACAGGUCGGAUUGCAUCUACUUUAGAAGGAACUCUUGGGAUUAUCAGUAACCAUGAUUAUGUUUUGAGUGACUAUGAUAUCCAUGAUGGCUCGUAUACAUUGACAAACCCCUGGGCGUUUCGCGAGAAAGACAACAAAAAAUUCAAAAGAUUACUCAAAAUAGAUCGUCGACUUCUUCGUCACUUCAAAUUCUUGUAUUUGAAUUGGAAGCCAUCUCAUGCGAAUGAAAGUAAGAUUUUUUUUGUCACCUCGCCUUCGGCUUUGCCUACUGAGUUCUUGGGAGAUAAGUCACAGUUUCACCUACGCAAUGGUUCAGCAAAGCUGACUAAAGUUUGGAUCUUUGUCGAAAAAUUUCAAGAAGCCAAAUCCGAAUUUUGUGUUUCAGUUUGGCGAGACGCCAAGCACACUAUUUUCACCAGCAAUCAAUAUGAAUGUGUGCUCGGUGGUAAAUUUGUUAAUUCCAAGCACCAUUUGAUAAAGCUCGAAAUGGAGCCAGAACAGAAUUAUAUUUUGACUGUGGUGAGCAGAGACCAAAAGUCAAGUAAAUUUGCAAUCACAGUUUAUCAUGACUCGGAGAACAUCACAUUUGCAAGAGCAAAAAGCUCAUGUAACUAUAGAUUCCCUACUAUCACGGGCUACUGGGGCCAAGGGACCUCAGGAGGAAACUGGCUAAACGAAACAUUUAUCAAUAACCCACAGUAUGAUCUUGUCAUUAACAUGAAGACCCGCUUUGAAGUGGCUCUUUGCUGCGUGAACAGAAAAGUGGAUGUCAAUCUACACAUGCUUCACUGCAAUCCUAAAGAAUCAGGCAAAAAAGUUCGCAAGUUGGAUCAAUCGAAACUUAUGUUCAGUGAAAAGUAUACCCAAAGAUUAUUUCAUCAUGUUAUCGAAGAUCUCGAGCCGGGAAACUAUAAACUUUUGGCAUCGACCUACAACCCGCGAGAAGAGGGUGAGUUCAAAUUGAUGAUAGCUUACAACGGAGACAAAGCGGUUGAAGUCAAUCCCACUCCGCAAGCUUUGGGUACUUUCAUGAAGGAGACCUCUUUUGAAUGGAACAUCUCGAACAGAAAAAAGCUCGAGAUUGUUACACUGCAUAGUCAGACUGAAGUCACAUUUCACCUACGACUGGGACUGCACGACGCCCAGCAGGCAAACAAUUACCGGCCUGCUAUACGAGCCUCUGUAUUUGACAGCCUUACCCGACAGCCAAUAAUAGUUACAAAUGAAUGGAGUGAUAGUGUCUACGGUAUAUUUUUGGACUGUUGUUUACCUGAGCUGGAUCGCCCGUACAUAUUAUUGGUUGAGAGAUUCGAGACUGGAGAAGGUAUAUGUCGCGUCUCAGCAGGCAGCAGCCACCGCCUUGAAAUACAAGAAUUAAUAAACUGA